GACAGAGGAGAGGCGGGGCCAGAAGAAUCCCACCAACGGGAAUCAGAGCUGGACAAUUUGGAGGCGGGCCUGGAGGACCAGGAUGAGGAGGGAUUGGAGGAUGGUUUGGCCACUCCUCCUCUUACCCUGCCCCCAUCCAGGAUGUCUCGCCUGAGGAUGAGCUCAUAUAGGGUAAAUCUUAUUCAUCUGCAUACAUAACUUGAAUUUCUGCACUAAUCACAUCUAUUGAGUUACUAGUGAUGGGAAAACAAGGCUUUCUGAAGGCUUCAGCGCUUUUACCAAAUUGUGCCGAAAAACUGUUCAUUACUCUGAGCUUCAUUAUCUGUUCACAAUGCACAUUCGUGACAUCUGCUGGUCAACAAUAAAUACAUUUACAUUUACAUUUACGUCAUUUAGCAGACGCUUUUUCCCCAAGCGUUUAACCCAAAUGGGGUGAAAUUAAAACCUUAAAAACCCCGUGGGAUAACCAUUUUAAAAUUUUUAUUUUUUUUUGGGGGGGGGGGGGGGGGGUGGGGGGGGGUUUGGGGGGGGGGGUAAAAGGGUUUCUUUACCCUAUCCCAGGUAUUCCUUAAAGAGGGGGGGUUUUCCCAAAUUCCCCCGGGAAGGUGGUGAGUGACUCCGCGGGUCCUGGGCGUCGUGAGGGAGCUUUUUCCACCUUGGGGUCCAGAGCGCGACAGUUUUGACUGGUUUUAGGGGGAACUAGCUUCCGCGGGUUUAGGGGAGCCAGCAGGCCAAGGUGGAUGAACGCAAUGCCCUCGUUUGGGUGUGGGGACUGAUCAGAGCCUGAAGGUACGGGGGUCCCCUUUUCCCCUCACACCCGUGGGCCCAACCCCCCAGGCCCUUGGGUACCCGAUCAUUUUUAAACGGGAAGCCAGUGGAGUUUUUCCGGGAGGGGGGUUACGUGAGAGAACUUGGGAAGGUUGAACACCAGACGGGCUGCGGCAUUCUGGAUGAGUUGUAGGGGUUUAAUGGCACAGGCAGGGAGCCCAGCCAACAGCGAGUUGCAGUAAUCCAGACGGGAGAUGACAAGUGCCUGGAUUAGGACCUGUGCCGCUUCCUGUGUAAGGCAGGGUCGUACUCUCCGAAUGUUGUAGAGCAUGAACCUACAAGAUCGGGUCACCGCCUUGAUGUUAGCGGAGAACAACAGGGUGUUGUCCAGGGUCACGCCAAGGCUCUUCGCACUCUGGGAGUAGGACACAACGGAGUUGUCAACCGUGAUGGCGAGAUCACGGAACAGGCAGUCCUUCCCCGGGAGGAAGAGCAGCUCCGUCUUGCCAAGGUUCAGCUUGAGGUGGUGAUCCGUCAUCCAUACUGAUAUGUCUGCCAGACAUGCAGAGAUGCGAUUCGCCACCUGGUUAACAGAAGGGGGAAAGGAGAAGAUUAGUUGUGUGUCAUCAGCGUAGCAAUGAUAGGAGAGGCCAUGUGAGGAUAUGACAGAGCCAAGUGACUUGGUGUAUAGCGAGAAUAGGAGAGGGCCUAGAACUGAGCCCUGGGGGACACCAGUGGUGAGAGCACGUGGUGCGGAGACAGGUUCUCGCCACGCCACUUGGUAGGAGCGACUGGUCAGGUAGGACGCAAUCCAAGAGUGAGCCGCGCCGGAGAUGCCCAGCUCGGAGAGGGUGGAGAGGAGGAUCUGAUGGUUCACAGUAUCAAAGGCAGCAGACAGGUCUAGAAGGACAAGAGCAGAGGAGAGAGAGUUAGCUUUAGCAGUGCGGAGAGCCUCCGUGACACAGAGAAGAGCAGUCUCAGUUGAAUGACCAGUCUUGAAACCUGACUGGUUUGGAUCAAGAAGGUCAUUCUGAGAGAGAUAGCAAGAGAGUUGGCUAGAGACGGCACGCUCAAUAGUUUUGGAGAGAAAAGAGAGAAGGGAUACUGGUCUGUAGUUGUUGACAUCAGAGGGAUUGAGUGUUGGUUUUUUGAGAAGGGGUGCAACUCUCGCUCUCUUGAAGACGGAAGGGACAUAGCCAGUGGUCAAGGAUGAGUUGAUCAGCGAGGUGAGGUAAGGGAGAAGGUCACCGGAGAUGGUCUGGAGAAGAGAGGAGGGGAUAGGGUCAAGCGGGCAGGUUGUUGGGCGGCCGGCCGUCACAAGUCGCAAGAUUUCAUCUGGAGAGAGAGGGGAGAAAGAGGUCAAAGCAUAGGGUAGGGCAGUGUGAGCAGGACCAGCAGUGUCAUUUGACUUAACAAACGAGGAUCGGAUGUCGUCAACCUUCUUUUCAAAAUGGUUGACGAAGUCAUCCACAGAGAGGGAGGAUGGGGUGGGGGGGGGAUUCAGCAGGGAGGAGAAUGUGGCAAAGAGCUUCCUAGGGUUAGAGGCAGAUGCUUGGAAUUUAGAGUGGUAGAAAGUGGCCUUAGCAGCAGAAACAGAUGAAGAAAAUGUAGAGAGGAGGGAGUGAAAAGAUGACAGGUCCGCAGGAAGUUUAGUUUUCUUCCAUUUCCGCUCAGCUGCCCGGAGCUCUGUUCUGUGAGCUCGCAAUGAGUCAUCAAGCCACGGAGCUGGAGGAGUGGACCGAGCCGGCCGGGAGGAUAGGGGACAUAGAGAGUCAAAAGAUGCAGAAAGGGAGGAGGGUUGAGGAGGCAGAAUCAGGAGAUUGGAGGGAGAAGGAUUUGAGCAGAGGGAAGAGAUGAUAGGAUGGAAGAGGAGAGAGUAGCGGGAGAGAGAGAGCGAAGGUUGCGACGGCGCAUUACCAUCUGUGUAGGGGCAGAGUGAGUAGUGUUGGAGGAGAGGGAGAGAGAAAAGGAUACAAAGUAGUGGUCGGAGACUUGGAGGGGAGUUGCAGUGAGAUUAGUAGAACAACAGCAUCUAGUAAAGAUGAGGUCAAGCGUAUUGCCUGCCUUGUGAGUAGGGGGGGACGGUGAGAGGGUGAGGUCAAAAGAGGAGAGGAGUGGAAAGAAGGAGGCAGAGAGAAAUGAGUCAAAUGUAGACGUAGGGAGGUUGAAAUCCCCCAGAACUGUGAGGGGUGAGCCAUCCUCAGGAAAGGAACUUAUCAAGGCGUCAAGCUCAUUGAUGAACUCUCAGAGGGAACCUGGAGGGCGAUAGAUGACAAGGAUAUUAAGCUUAAAUGGGCUAGUGACUGUGACAGCAUGGAAUUCAAAUGAGGAGAUAGACAGAUGGGUCAGGGGAAAAAUUUAGAAUGUCCACUUGGGAGAGAUGAGGAUUCCUGUGCCACCACCCCGCUGACCAGAUCCUCUCGGGGUAUGCGAGAACACAUGGUCAGACGAGGAGAGAGCAGCAGGAGUAGCAGUGUUUUCAGUGGUAAUCCAUGUUUCCGUCAGCGCCAAGAAGUCGAGGGACUGGAGGGUAGCAUAGGCUGAGAUGAACUCUGCCUUGUUGGCAGCAGAACGGCAGUUCCAGAGGCUGCCUGAGACCUGGAACUCCACGUGGGAGGUGCGUGCAGGGACCACCAGGUUAGAGAGGCAGCAGCCACGCGGUGUGAGGCGUUUGUGCAGCCUGUGCGGAGAGGAGAGAACAGGGAUAGGCAGAGGCAUAGUUGACAGGCUGCAGCAGAUGGCUACAAUAAUGCAGAGGAGAUCGGAAUGAAAUGAACUAAACAUCUGGGAAAGGAGAGAGCGGGGCCUCCCUCACCACAACCCCCAAAUAUAACUCUCCCAACAUCCACCUCAGAAACUAUAAUUGUUGUAAACUACAGCGGUUCAAUGUUUCUAGGAAUAGACUAACUUAGUUUAUUCAGCUAGCUAACUAGGUGCAGUAUUAUUCCGUGAAAAUCAUCCAGGCACCUCGUCAUAAGACGCCACAGCCAGCUAGCAUGCCGGCCACAACAAACCACCAGUGUAUCAACACGCAAGCAGAUCGUUCGUGUCCGUGUCUAACGUUGUGGGUUAGUCCCGACAGCUUGAGCGAGUCCGUCGUCAACUUAUUCAGCCAGUUAGUUAGCUAGAAUAGUUAGCAAACUAGCUAGCCAUUGCUUUCAGACAAAGAAGAACCCCUCCUUUCACGGCACGAACACACAGAGAGAGCCAAACUAACGUUAACUAGUCACCCAUGUCACGAAUUCCUUGAACGACUCGGGCUAUCAAUAUGUAAAAAAACAAAACACAAAUGUAGGUUAUGACUUACCCCUAGCAGCUACUGUUAGCUAGCCAAGUGCAAAGCUAGCCACUGAAUUGACUCAGCCAGUUCGCGUCUGUUUGCUUGGUCGUUCCAGCUAUUGUUUACUAGUAGCUAUCCAGGUAGCAACAAGCUAGCUAAAUUUCAAGCACAGUAGCCACUUGCUACCUAACGUUAACGGUUCAGACAAUGAGGUUAGAAAACAGCUGAAUGGUAGGCAAUUAUUGUAUGUAAUUAUUGUAGGCAGCCAGCUGGCGUAAUUACAGGCACUCUCAGGCGUGAAACAACUAUACCGUUGCUAAUAGCUACUCGCCAGCUAGUCCAGGUGGUGGGUUAGCUAGCUAGCUUCGUGCUACACCCGGCACAGCCGAAUACAAUACUAACCUACAAUAAUUACAUACAACAACCCACGAUAACUACCUACAAUACCUAACUACAAUCUAAAUACAUAGUUUAAGCCUUACUCGACAAAGCCCAAGCUAUGUAUAAAGCCAAGCUUACCCGACGCCAAGCUUACCCGACGACCUCCUCCUUCGACGACCUCCUAUAUACCUAAAAUGAAUCCGAUAAGGAUCCAAAAGAACAGUGUGUGAUUAUCAGAUAGACGUUUUCUUUCUCCACUGUUUGUAUCAAAACUCUGUGGCACAGCGGUAAGUCGUUGACUUUAGGAGCCUAUGAUCAGGUGGAAUACCAGGUUCUCACCUUUUUUGCCUUCAAGUUUACAAUUUUUCAAAAACUGAAUUUAUGGAAUUAUUUAGGAUGCUUAAGACAGAAGCUUAUACUAUACGAAAUAAAGCAAAUUAUUUGAACAACAGUGCAGAAAGUGUGGUUUCACAUAAAAAUAUAAAUAAAUUGUGUGCCUUCAACGGGAUUCUACCUCACCCUCACGUCCUUGAAUGUUCCAUAGUUCCUGUACUCUACCCUCUAAGCCUCACCCUCACGACCUUGAAUGUUCCAUAGUUCCUGUACUCUACCCUCUAAGCUACGUACUCUGCCCUCUAAUCUACCGGUGAGGUGAAACUUUUUGUAGCCUUUUUUGUCUUCUACCGAAACCAAUACCAAACCAAUCAGGUGGUUGUUUGACGAAACAAAGCUUCCGACGUCAUUGAUCACGUGCUUCUGAUAAAGCGAUACAAGCAUCGGCACACUGCUUCGGAAAAAAAACUGCUUAGCGAUUUUGACACAUGCCUCGGAGCUCCGGUAUCAAACAUAAAAAACACUAUGAGUUACACACUCCAAUAUCAAGUUGUAAAAGGUCAGUGUGAACUUUAACCUCUCUCUCUCUCUCUCUCUCUCUCUCUCUCUCUCUUUGACCUCUCAGAGUGCCAGUGCCACCUUUCAGGCCAGACCAGUAGGGUACCUUCCCAUGACCCCCAGCUCUGCAGAGGUCAGACACCACAACACAUCACACAUCACAGAUAAGGAGAUCUUGAUAUUAGGGCCGUAAUUUCCCCAUGCGAAUAGCCAGAAACAACUGGCACUAACACAUCACACCAAAGUACAAGAGGUCUUGGCCUUAUUUAACUGAGAGCAAUAAGUAUUAUGACUCCACUUUGCCAAAUGGCUUCACUUAAAUCAGUAUUAUGACUAAACGUUGCCAAGAGGAAAUUACUGUUUCAGGAAACUCAGACACAUAAAUAUGUUGUAUCGGAUUCAAGUCUCAUCCCGAUUCGUGAUGAUGAUGAUGGUCUAUGAAUGACGAUGAUGACUAUUAAUUUUGCACUUAUAACAUAUUCUUGAAACUCAAAGGUAUUUUCACUGUAUCCUUCUUUCAGCUGUUCUCCCAGCAGUCUUGUCUGAACUCAGCGAAGACACUGUCACAGGUGUCAGAGGGAAGAGGGAGUGGCCUGGACGUUGAGCUGACCGAGGGAGUGUCACUGAGCAGCAGCUUGCGCAGGCAGCAGCCCAGAGCUGGCAGGGACAGUGGCAGUAGUACCCACCACACCUCCACCACCAUGGUGCAUAGGAGCCAAUCUGCAGUCUCACACUCCAACAGGCUUGAGCAAGAGGAAGAUCACUAUGGAUACGUGCUGCCUGGAGUGUCUGACACUCCAGAGAGAGGUGACUCCUUGAUGUGCAGGCAACAUACCACAUUAAUUUUACGUUUACAUUUUAGUCAUUUAGCAGACGCUCUUAUCCAGAGCGACUUACAGUUAGUGAGUGCAUACAUGUUUUCAUACUGGCCCCCCAUGGGAAUCGAACCCACAACCCUAGCAUUGCAAACACCAUGCUCUACCAACUGAGCUACACGGGAAUGUGAUCACUGUUAAAAAAAAUUCAUCUGUGUUGAUGGAGUGAUAGAAUUCUUAGUUCUAUUCUCUAAUAUCGCUUUCCUCCUUUAUGUGGCAGAUUCUCUGCUGUCUCGCCCAGCCUCCAGAAACUCUUGCCCAAGUGGAACAUCUCUCAGGGGCUCUAGGAGCUCCAGAAAUGUGCUGUCACCGUUAGCAACUGUCCCAGAUCCCACCGCGGACUAUGAACUGAUGACCAAACAGCCAGCCCCAUUGCCCCGCUCCCCCAGAGCCACCUCUGUACAGAUAGAAGGGCCUUCAUCAGUGGAAUGGAGGAAACAGUCCUCACCUCUGCCCUCCCCAACCUACAAUACAGCACCCUCGCCACUAGAGGGCAACAACACAGUGCAUGGGGCCUCACAGGAGUCAUCGUCAGGCACUGCAGCCACUCCUGGGGGAAGCCAGGGUUCAACAGAGGCCUCUGAUAGUGCUGUGGCUAGAGUAGCAGAGGGAGACAAGCUGCAGCUGCUGGUUGAGAGGCCUUACAGUGGAUCUGUUUUGUCUGACAGUGGAGGGGCCACUCAGGGGAGGCCAGAGCAGGCAGCUGUAGUGGAGUAUGAAUACAUGGAUAUCCGGCGCACCACAAACACCACAGAUACAGAGAGACCCAUCUGGGAGAGGCGUGAGAGCCGAGCAGCUGACUUGAGGAGGACAGAGGCAGAAGAACGAGAGAGAGAAGAAGGAACGAGUAAGGAGGUAGAGGAGAAGGAAAGAAAGGAAGACGAGGAUGGGGAGGAAGUUUACCAGUACACUAACAAGCAGCCCAGACUCCUCCGAGAGAGCAGCAAAGUGGCAGGGCCCAGCCCCAAGCCCAGCCUCCUCCCCAAGCCCAGCCUUAGCCCCAAAACCAGCCUUAGCCCCAAACCCAGCCUCAGCCCCAAGUCAAGGCCCAAACCCAGCCACAGCCCCAAACCUAGCCUCAGCCCCAGCCCCAAUCCCAACCCCAGGCCAGAUGGUUUCACAGCAGUGGUAGACAGCCAGGUGGAGGUGGAGGAGUAUGAGGAUAUGGAUGCCUUUGGAGGGGGCUCCAGGGGCUCCCAGCGAGGGGACCACCAGGAGGCAGAGUACCAAAACCUCCCAGUCCCAGGGAAGGGGAGGGCCACCACAGCUGAGGAGGGGGGUGCUGGUAGCAGGUGUGCCGGACUAGGGUUGGGGGGGUACAUCAAAGUGUGCUCCGGUGUGGGAGUGGGAGAGCCGAGCAGCAACACAUCGUUUGACAACCCUAACUAUUGGCACAGCAGACUGUUCCUCAAGUCAGAUGCUGUGCGCACAUAA
Coregonus sp. 'balchen' is the source of this 7629-nucleotide messenger RNA. The record is from the annotation of a GenBank genome assembly. Lineage: Eukaryota; Metazoa; Chordata; Actinopteri; Salmoniformes; Salmonidae.